Ostertagia ostertagi is the source of this 594-nucleotide messenger RNA. The record is from the annotation of a GenBank genome assembly. NCBI's taxonomy places the organism in Eukaryota, Metazoa, Nematoda, Chromadorea, Rhabditida, Trichostrongylidae.
AUGAACUCAAAAGCUGUGCAGGGAGAGCGAGGUCCGCGAUCCGCACCAUCAGUUCUACUUCCAGGAUCUGCUUCAAAGAGGAACAAACUACAAGGAUCAAAGAAAGGACACGCUAAGGAGCACACAACUCCCACUGGCUUCUCCAUUGAUGAUCUAUUCGUGGCGGCCAUGUUCGCUGUGAGCCAAUCGGUGCUGCUCUCCUUCAGUAGUAGCGAAGAACGACGAGCGCUACUCACAGAGAAGUACCCGACGUUUUUCGCUUUGGCCAUUGCCAGCGCCGAUGCGAAAACCAGCGCUAUCGUGCAAUCGCAGUUUUCCAGUCAUCUCGAAUUGAACUCGGAAGAGUUUCGUCUUUCAAUCUGUGUUCUUCUUUGCAAAAUGGGCUCUUCGAUCUCGUCCCUUUCGUUCGCUCCGCCUCUGCUUCCAAUCUAUACGCAUUGGCUUCGUGUCCAUUGCACUUCAUUCUCACGACCUUCUCGAGCUACUGAGAUCCUCGAACUCAUCGACGACGUCUGGCUGAAUCACGACCUUCAUUUCGAUCACCUCCUCUCCACUGCUCCUUCCGUCCUCAUCGAUCAAGUCUUUUCUAUUUAG